AUGGCAACUAAUGAUGCCAGUGGCCAGCAUUCGAUUACUGGAGUAUCGUUUUUGAUGCUCACCCAGGUAUUUACCAAGUUGUCGACGUUUUUAUUGAAUCAGUUGUUGAUUAGACUCAUAUCCCCCCAGGUAUUUGGUGUUGCUACGUAUUUGGAGUUCUUGUUGUCUACAGUGUUGUUUUUCAGUCGGGAAGGGGAAAGGUUGUCAAUUCAGAGGACUGAGAAUGUCAUUGAUGAAAAGAAGAGUGUUUUACAAAGUAUUAUCAAUUUUGGGUACCUUCCUUUGAUGAUUGGUAUUCCAAUUACGGGCUUGGUGUUCUAUUUACAAAAUAAAACCGAAACUUUCCAAGUAGCUCUUUAUUCGUUGGAUUUCAGUGCUUAUAUAUUAACGUGCAUUGUGUUACUGAUUUUGUUGGAAUUGGUGUUGGAACCAAUUUAUGCCAUUAACCAAUUCAAUUUGAAUUUCAAAAGAAGAUCAAAGUUCGAGAGCACGGCAGUGACCCUUAGAUGUCUUGUUACAUUUUCUGUUGUAUUCUUUGGGAAGAAAUACUCAACAUUAAAAGCAUUUGAAGGAUUGGCUGUUUUGGCAUUUGCAUUGGGUCAAUUUGCUUAUUCUUUGGCUCUUUUCGUUUUAUACCAAAGCUCCUUCUUUCAAGAUAAUGAACAGAACAAUUCUCUUUUCAUUAGUAGAAUUCACUCUACUGAAGGAGAAUAUUAUUAUUUGGAUAAACAAGUUUUCAAGAUAUGGCUAAAUAUAUUCAUUCAAAUGAUAUUUAAACAUUUUCUUACAGAAGGCGAUAAGCUCGUGAUUAACUAUCUAUGUACAAUUACAGAACAAGGAGUUUAUUCUGUUAUGACAAAUUACGGAUCUAUCAUUGCCCGUUUAUUAUUACAACCAAUUGAAGAAUCAUUAAGGCUUUUGUUUACGAAGCUUUUCAUAAACAAGUCAAAUGAUAGCAUCAAAAAGUCACACGAGAUAAUGACCUAUCUUUCCAUUUUUUACCUUAAUUUUUCGGUAUUAAUUUGUUUGGGUGGUUUUACAAAUGCAUCAUAUUUACUUCGAUUUUUAAUUGGUGGUCGUCUUUCAAAUUGGAAUGACUCCAAUAUUUUUGAAAUAUUCCCCCAGUACAUUCUUUAUAUUCCUUUCAUGGCCUUCAAUGGUAUUCUAGAAGCAUUUUUCAGCAGCUGUGCUAACGAGCAUGACAUCAAUAAAUUUUCAUUCUUCAUGUCAAUUCUGGCUCUCACCGUUUUUGCAGCUCUGUAUUUUUUCAUCAGCUAUCUUGAAAUGGGAAUUAGUGGCUUGAUUUUGGCUAACAUCAUUAAUAUGGCCUUAAGAAUCUUAUACUGUUUGACCUUCAUUAAGAAGUUUUAUCUUGAAAAUAGUAUAAAAAUAAGUUCUGUGAGUGUCUUGCAUAAGCUACUUAGUUGUGUUAUACUCGGAUUAUCAGCACAGUCGAUUCAAUGGAUAGUAUUAGGGAAAAAAUGGUAUUCUGAAACUUCCAUCGACCUUAUCAAAAGUGCAAUAGUAUGCUUCUUGUGUCUCGUUGUCAUGUUGGUGCAAGAAAGAGCAUUACUCAAAGAACCUUUGGCAAUGGUCAAAGGUAAAUUCAAAAAAGACUAA
Hyphopichia burtonii NRRL Y-1933 is the source of this 1620-nucleotide messenger RNA. RefSeq names its product glycolipid translocation protein. Gene Ontology annotation, biological process: dolichol-linked oligosaccharide biosynthetic process; glycolipid translocation. The record is from RefSeq and is a predicted model, not a curated record. NCBI's taxonomy places the organism in Eukaryota, Fungi, Ascomycota, Pichiomycetes, Serinales, Debaryomycetaceae. The transcript is spliced from 2 exons. Gene Ontology annotation, cellular component: endoplasmic reticulum membrane. Bases 1 to 1620 code for a protein of 539 amino acids.